Hevea brasiliensis (rubber tree) is the source of this 935-nucleotide messenger RNA. Its product is annotated as ubiquitin-conjugating enzyme E2 10. Gene Ontology annotation, biological process: protein polyubiquitination. Gene Ontology annotation, molecular function: ubiquitin conjugating enzyme activity. NCBI's taxonomy places the organism in Eukaryota, Viridiplantae, Streptophyta, Magnoliopsida, Malpighiales, Euphorbiaceae. The record is from RefSeq and is a predicted model, not a curated record. The transcript is spliced from 6 exons. Gene Ontology annotation, cellular component: nucleus. Bases 174 to 620 code for a protein of 148 amino acids.
AAAAAGUCAUUACCUCACCCAAUCCCAAAUUCCUCCACCAUUUCUUUUUCUAUUUUUUUCUUUCUUUUGCUGAUUGUCUGUCCGGGUCCUUUCAAAUCAUAACAAAUCCUACCGCCGCCCACCAAGAAGCUACGCAAGGGAGGAUCAAUAAUCUCUUCGUCUCAGAUUUUGAGAUGGCUUCGAAGCGGAUCUUGAAGGAACUCAAGGAUUUACAGAAGGAUCCUCCUACAUCAUGCAGCGCUGGUCCUGUAGCUGAAGACAUGUUUCAUUGGCAAGCAACAAUCAUGGGUCCUCCAGACAGUCCAUAUGCUGGAGGUGUUUUCCUAGUUACUAUUCAUUUCCCCCCGGAUUAUCCAUUUAAGCCUCCAAAGGUGGCGUUCAGAACAAAGGUAUUUCACCCAAAUAUAAAUAGCAAUGGAAGCAUUUGUUUGGAUAUUUUGAAGGAGCAAUGGAGCCCUGCGCUAACCAUAUCCAAGGUGUUGCUUUCAAUCUGUUCUUUGUUGACGGAUCCUAAUCCUGAUGAUCCUUUGGUGCCAGAGAUUGCUCAUAUGUAUAAGACAGACAGAAAUAAGUAUGAGACAACUGCGAGAAGCUGGACCCAGAAGUAUGCCAUGGGCUAAAUAAUUUCUGUUUUUCUGGUUGUUUUGUGCCUGGGUUAUUUGUCGUUGGCUUACUGGCCGUGUCCUGCUGCAAGACCAAAUCUCCAAAACCAGGCGCCGCACACAUUUUCGAUGUCAAUAAGCUAUUAUAACUGUAUCGGUUGCGAGAUAAUGGGCCUCUGGUUGUUUGAGAUAAUGGGCCUGUGGGCCGUAAGAUAUACUUUUGCUUGAAACCACCAUAAGAAAUUUAAAACUUUAUUGUUUGUUGUUAAUUUUAGUCUUAAUUGUAUCAUGAAUUUAAUUUUGUUAUUAGUGUCAAUUGUAGCUCAUUUCUUA